Messenger RNA from Caenorhabditis angaria, 425 nucleotides. Lineage: Eukaryota; Metazoa; Nematoda; Chromadorea; Rhabditida; Rhabditidae. The record is from the annotation of a GenBank genome assembly.
AUGUUCACAUUAUCCUACACAGCACACACCGUGAUUUCGAUAAGUUUGCAUUUUAUCGGAAUUUUCGUCGGACUUUUUGUUUGGUAUUUAUUCCCGAAACAUGUGAGUUUGGUGAUUUUCAGCAAUUUUCAGUGAAUUUUUGGCUUAAAAUUUCAGUUUUUUGGGCAAAAAUGGUCCCAGAAGUCCAAAAUUCCUCAAAUUUCCACUCAAAAUCACCUAAAAACACCCCCAAGUUACCCUAACUCCCCUAAUUUUUACAGCCAACUCGUUCAAUAGUUCAAUUACCACACGAACGUAUUGCAUUAGUAAUCGAACCAUCUACAGUAAUCGGAAAACCCGAAAAUAUGAUAUUUUCGUCGGGCGGAAGUGAUAAACUUAUCGAUUUUGAUACUUCGCCAGUUUCAGCUAUUCGAAAUUAUGGUUAG